AUGAGCAUUUUCUGUGUCGACCAUAUGCCGUUGUUCGGGGAUCCUACUACCAAGCUCGGGGAUACGAAGGCCGAUCGAGACAUGAGAAGAAGAUUUUAUCAGAGCGGCCUUCACCCGGCGGCCUCGCGUAGUGGUCCUAACGUCCUCGGUCACAAUCACUAGUAAACUACUUUUUUUUUUCUUUAGAAACUUCCUCCCUUGUUUGACGUCCUAAACCGAGGUCAAGGAUUAUUAUUUUCCAUUUUCGCCAGUUUUCCGGAAACGCGCGUGUUGCGGGGGAUUUUCGUUCAUGUGUGGCCAAAAAGUUCGCGUUUUGGAAGUUAGUUUUUAACCCUUUUUUGGAUCGCAAAGAAAAAUGAAACUAUUUUUGAAAUUACUGAAGCGUUUUGGGACCUUCCAGAAGCAUUUUGGGACCUUUCUGAAGCAUUUUGGGACUUUUCUGAAGUGUCAAAACCUUAGCGCCACACCAAAAAGACACCAAAAUCAUUACAUUUUUCAACGGUGAAAGCUAACGCGUUUUUCAACAUAUUCUACCAAUAGCAAUUCUCCUUUUUCACCCCGUUUAUGAUGUUCUGAAAAGAACUUUUUCGCUACAAACGUCGAAACCAAUCCUUCAAAGUGAGGAGAUAGAUCCGAAGAAUUUUCGUUCGAAUGUUAAAAUAUCGCGAGAAAUCCUCUUUAGCCGAGGACCAAGAACUUGAGUGUCUUGUUCGGAUUGCACUUUUUAUCCGUGUAGGGACGAGAUCGGCGGCGGUGGGCCUUCGGAUGCCCGCCUCCAUUAUCUUUCUCGACCGCCGCCACUCGUCAACGUCCAAAUUGGCCUAUUUCUACCGCCGUUUUCCUUUUCUGACUUUCUCUCCUUCGGACACCGGAUAUACUGCUUUAAUCACAGUUGCUCUCUUUACUUUUUCUUGCAUCACUUGUAGCUUCAACUGUUACCUUGUCCUUGAUUUUUAUCAAUUUACCACCUUAUUCAAAUAUUUUUGAUUAUUCUUCUUUUUGCAAGAUACUCGAAAUCAAUUUUGCGGAAUUUUUUUAUUUCACUUUUUUCCAUCUUCUAAGAGUACGAUUUUUCAGUGGCGACUUCGGUUCAGCUGCAAUCUCAGAGACAGGCCGAAAAAGGUCCGAAGCCAUGCUCCUGGCACUAGCCGCUCUCCUUUCUUUCGCUGUCGCCGACACCAUACGUACGUUUUCAUCAUUUAUUGAGUUCCACGCUUUCUGACAAGCUCUCGAGUUCCAAUAAACACGAGAAAACGAAGUUGAUUUUGUAAGUCUAGAACAACUAUUUCGUUGAAAUAAACUACCAACCUGUGAUAAAACGUGAACGCAGUACACAAGAGGCAGAAUGCGUUCAAUAUUAGACAUGGUAGAACAGAUUACGAAACAGAUUAGAUCCCUUGUUAGAGAAAAAAAAGAGAAUUUUUAUUCAAGAGAUCAUCCAAGUUCCUUACAGCAGUGGCCGUCAGUUUUAACACCCUUAGCCAAUUUUCAAGGUAGUUCUGAUGCCUUUCCAGCUAGAUAAUUUUUUUCAUUUUUAGAAAAAUUCAAAAACAGCCUAACCAGGGUUAACUCUCUUUGAUCGAUUAACAAAAAGAUUUUUCAGGUUUUUUGAAAAGUAGAAUCCGCUCGAACACCAAAAAAAAUCUCUAUUAAUGUAUUUUUGCUAAGGAAACCUAUUCAGAACCCUUUCUAAAAUUUCCUUAAAAAUAAAUUAUAGUUGAUGGCGGAAAUCCGCAUAAAAAAAUAAAGGUCCCGUAACGAUUCCCUUUCUGCUUGCGCCAUAGUCCUCUGAAACAUCAACCGUUUUUAAACUGAAAAUUUUUUUCCAGAAGAUCCAUAAAUAUCUCUUAUUCGAAUGAGGUUUGUUCUCGUAAGCCAUCUUUUAUGUCAAAAGUGAACAUUACUUUUAUUUAUCCCCGCACAACUUGUCAUUCUUAAUUUCGACAGCCGCAGAAACACGGCGAUAUCUGAGAGGCCAUCUUGGCGACGCCUGAUACGGACACGCGAUCUUACCUUCCCGACCUACUUACCUGCAUUCCUUUUUUCUCGCGUCAACCGCUUUCCACCUUUGUAGGGAAAUCAUAUCGUCGUUCUGAUCGAUGAUUCAGAAUACAAACAGACUUUCAUUGGACCCGAACUUUCAGAUUUCUAAGACAAGAGGUCAUAUGCAAACCACUCUAUAGGGGCCGAAAAAGUGGUCCUGAAGAGGGAAAGUCAAAGGGGUCUCUAUAGGGGUUUAAGGUCAGACCCCUGAGCUCCUGAAGCUCAAGUGGACCUUAGAGGAGUCUUUCCAUUUCAUUCGAAAAUCGCUUAUUUAUUCAGUUUUCCCAUGGUAAUGCUUCUUCGCUUAGAGUUCAUAAAAUUUAUCGAGUAGAAUGUCCCCUAUAGGGAGCACUUUUGCAAGGUUUAGUGGCCCCUAUAGGGGAUGCUAAUGUGAUCCCUGAAGGGGCCAUUCAAGGGCUUCUAAGUUUUCCUUUAUAGGGACCACUCUGGAGUUUCUAAGGAAGUUAACUUAGAGACCCCUGGAAAAGAAAUAUUUAUGAAAUAUUUUAAAGAGAAGUUCUCAUUUUUAUAAAUGAUCAAAAAAAGGUAUAUGAAUAUGGAAACAGUUUUACAAAAAAAAAAUCGAUCAAAUCGAUAUUUGAAAAUGGGUCAGGAAAGAGAAAACAAAAUGUUAAAAAUGAUUUAGCACAGGCUAAGAAUAAGAGAGGAAAUUGCAGCGUCGGUGGCGGUAUGCCCCGCAGGCACUCAGACGGUCUUCCUGAUGCAGCACAACGCGACGGUCGGCGCCAAAGUCCGGACGAUCCCUUCGAGCAGCCUCGGCGAGUGCUCCGACCACUGCGCCGUGUCCAACGUACUUGAACUUCUCCCCCUAGCACAGUGGAAUAUUUCCCGAUUUCCAGGACUGUCAAGGAAUCGAGUACGCCAAUGCCAACUGUGCAGUUUUCCGCGCCGGACAGGAAACGCCGGCCGACAAGAGCACUGUUCUCACGAAGAGCUGUGUCAAGGUGAGCUUUAGGCUUUAUUCACUGUAGGCGACACUGAUUCUGACUUUUGAUAAUUUACGAAUCAAGGCAAAACUUCGUGAUAAAAGAAAGUUGCGAAAGUUUCCUCACUUUCUCGGAAAGCUUCUGCUUUUGGUUCCUCGGAAGCUUCCCAGCAAGUGGUCAAACGCAUUCCACAUAUCUUCCCAACACCUUUUACUUACCUGCCGGAAGCCUUCCAGAAGCGUUUCAGCAGGCCUUUUCCAUUUUUACCUUCCAACUACCUUCCGAACGCCUUCCAAAGGCUUUCCCAAGACCUUCUAGCUUCCAUCCAUCUUCCAAUUUCCCCAACACCUUCCCAGAAUUCGCCCUGGCCAUAUUAAAAACCAUUUAGACAAAUUUUUUUUCUUUCGAUUAGUGAAAUUCUUCCAGAAAAAAAUGAAUUGAAAAAAAGAACAGUUUUUUUGCAAAAUGGGGAAGAACCUUGAACCAAACUUUGGCGAAUCUUGGGAAGGUGUUGGGAAGGUAACCAGCAGGAGGUUGGAAGGUUUAUGGAAGCUAGAAGUUCUUGAGAAAGCUUCUGGAAGGUGUUCGGGAGGGUGAAAAUGGAUAAUCCCUCGCAGAAACCUGCGGGGAAAGCUUCUGAAAGGCUUUCGGCAGGCUUUUUUCUGAGUAGAAGGUGUCAGGAAGCUAUCUCGAAGGCGUUCGACCACUUGCUGGAAAGCUUCUAAACGCCUUAAGAGGAACUGAAAGCAGAUCUUCCAACUUUUACCCGAGGAGAAUAUUUUUAGCUUGCUGCUUUUCCAUCAUACUCCUUUUGAGAAACUAGUGAUGAUUUUGACCUUGACGCCGAAGUGACAUUGCAGAGUGAGCGCGUGUGCCAGUCGCCGUUCCAGUUCGACAUCUUCGAGCAGAAGAUCCUGGUGGGUUUCGCCCGCGAAGUCGUCCCUGCCGACGACAUCCAAGUGUGCAUGGCAGCUUGCCUCAACGCCUUCGACACGUUCGGAUUCGAGUGCGAGUCCGCCAUGUUCUACCCCGUCGACCAGGAGUGCAUCCUGAACACGGAAGACCGUCUCGACAGGUUCUUUGCCCUUAAAUGAAUGUUUUUGAUCGACGUCUUCAGGCCUUCAUUGUUCGUGGACGAAGCCGAUGACACUGUCAUCUACAUGGACAACAACUGCGCUGGAUGUUCGUUUUUUUUUUUGUUUAGUCUGAAAAAUAAGACCGUCAUUUAUGAGUUGAAAAAAAAUCCCGUCUGAGUUUCUGUACGGUCAAACUCUUUUCGUCUUCAACCUGGUUCCAUUAUUUCUACUUUUUGUUUCUCUUCUUCAAAUUUUGUUUUGCAGCGCAAUGCUACCCGCCUUACAUCACGCAGUACAUCGCCGUCGAGGGCAAGCAGCUCAAGAACGAGCUCGAUCGGAUCAUCAACGUCGACCUCGACUCUUGCCAGGCUCUGUGCACUCAGAGACUCUCGCUCUCGGUAUUUUCCACCUGUUGCCACAGAAGAACGCCUUUUCCUUCACAGAGUAACGACUUUAACUGCAAGUCCUUCAUGUACAACAACGUUUCGCGCACUUGCAUUUUGGCCGACGAACGCUCCAAACCUCUCGGUCGCGCUGACCUCGUCUCUACUGAAGGGUUCUCUUACUAUGAGAAAAAGUGCUUUGCUUGUGAGUUUUGAUCUUUUUCAAAAGGGCCCAGUAAAAAUAGAGUUCGUUUAUCGAGACUUGAAAGGGCGUCUUUGUGUCUCGGCGACCCUCUCAUGUUGCAGUGCUGUUUUCACGUUUCUCUGACCUUUCUUAUGAGGGAACUGAGAGACGCAGACAUUCGAAAAAUGAACAGCAAAUUUAAAAAGUGAUGAGUUUCAGCGCCGAACACGUGCCGCAACAGCCCGUCGUUCAAACGCGUCCCUCAGAUGAUCCUCGUCGGAUUCGCCGCCUUCGUGAUGGAGAACGUGCCGUCAGUGACCAUGUGCCUCGACCAGUGCACCAAGUGAGAUUCUUCGAGAGUCCUGAAAACGGUCAGAGUUUAGCCCUCCACCAGAGACCGGCGACAACUUCGAGUGCAAGUCUGUCAUGUACUACUACAACGAGCAGGAAUGCAUCCUCAACUCGGAGACUCGCGAAUCGAAGCCCGAACUCUUCAUUUCCGAAGGAGAAGAGUUUUUGGUGCGCGGAAUUUUUUUGAUAAUUUUUUUCUUAGAAGUCCAUUUCAUUCGUUUUUUUGAGUGGGAUCACUCAAUCAGUUACGCUUAUAUUUUCAUAAACCUACUUAGACCGGAGCUGUCUUAACAACCUCGGCUCUCAAGAAAGCAUCAAGAGUAGAAAUCGAACAAUUCUCUCGCAUUUUUCCUAUAGGAAGUAUGAAGCCAUUUUAGUGUUCCUAAUGAAAAUCUGUUUAAAUUUGCUCAAUCGAAUACAUAGGGCUGAAAUUCCAUGUCAGAAGAUUGUUUCAAAAUCUCGAAAAAUCGUUUUCAGGUUGACUACUUUGACAUCUCGUGUCACCUCAAGCCGGAGCAGUGUCCCUCAGGCACCCAUCUCAAGGCUAUCCGCACCAUCAACGCCGCCCUCCCUGAAGGCGACAGCGAUCUUCACGUUCUCAAGUCCUCCGCUUCCAAAGGAGUUCGCGAGUGCAUGAAGACGUCUGUACUCUUUACCUCAAAAACCGUCAAUUCAUGGUUUUCAGCUGUUCCGACCUUUCUCCUGAGAAGUGCCGCUCGUUUAACUUCGACAAGAAGAGAGGAACUUGCGACCUUCUCUACUUGGAUGGACACAACACCUUGCGUCCACAGGUCCGACAAGGCGUCGACCUCUAUGACCUCCACUGUCUGGCCGGUGAGUCACGCCUCUAACCGAGCUUUUUCUGGCUUCAAUGCUAUUAACUCCACCCUUGCUUGCUACUGUAUCAUCUGCGUUUUGCCCUAUAGCUAUGGCUCUAGUGGAAGCGGACUGCUCAGCCAACAAGGACGACGCUCUUUUCUCCCGUUACCUGCACACCCGUCAGCGUGGCAUCCCGUCCAAGACUUAUAAGGUAGCUCGCCAAGCGAAAGCUCCAUACCGAUGAUGGUAUUUCAAGGUUGUCUCGCUCAACUCUUGCAUGGAAGUUUGCGCUGGAAGCCCGACUUGCGCUGGAGUCAACUACAACCGCAGAUAUGGACAGUGCGAUCUCUUCGACGCCAUCGAUGGAGAUGCUGAUGUCAACGAGAACGUUGAUUUCUACAAGAAUCUUUGCGUAGUGAAGGUUAUCCUCUCUGGGCUGAACGUUAAUAAAGUUCUAAUCGUGCAGGAAAUCGACACUGGAGCUUCAGCGGCCGCUAACGUUCCUGAGACACGACACCGCGUCUCUGGAACUGUCGUCGAUACUAAGGACCCUCGCUCCGAGCUUCUUUCCACCAAGAAGGUGUGAGAGCUAGAAAGAUCCGAAAAUAGCCAGAGUUGAAGGUGAAAAAGCCGUCUAUCCGCAACCAAGAGCACCGACGAGCUCCGGAGUCAACGAUUCCCAUCGGUCCUCCAGUCUCCGUCUCGGCCGAUGCCAUCCAAACUAUCUGCAACUAUGAAGGAAUCAAAGUAAGCGGAUUUCCGAUAUCACUCUUCUAUGACUUCCUUGCAGGUCCAAGUUAACAAUGGGGAGUCGUUCAGCGGUGUGAUGUUCGUCAAAAACAAGUUCGACACAUGCAGAGUCGAGGUUUUGUUGGUGAUAAGAAUUCCACGAACUGAUGGCCUUCAGGUGGCCAACUCGAAUUCAGCGACUCUCGUGCUCGGCCUUCCGAAAGACUUCGGCAUGCGUCCCAUCACUCUUGAGGGGGUCGACGAUCAUGAUACUUCGGCGAAUCGCGAGACCAAGCCUGAACUCGUGAAAGAGGGAGUCGACGACUUCAGACACAAGCGUCAGAUCGAAACUCGUGACUGUGGCCUGGUCGAUCUUGUUCGUAAUCCCUCGUUUUUCCUUCUGCAAUGUGUUUUUCCAGCUCAACGGAACCUACAAGACGACUGUCGUCAUCCAAACCAACAACCUAGGAAUCCCCGGCCUUGUCACCUCCAUGGACCAACUCUACGAGGUGUCCUGCGAUUACUCGAGCAUGCUCGGUGGCAAAGUUCAAGCUGGAUACAACCUCACAGUCACGUAAGCUCAUUUGUAAACGGCAAAUUUUGAUAAUUUGGAUGUUUAGCGGUCCAGAAGCCAACUUGAUCCAGCCAAGAGGCAAAAUUGAGCUUGGAAACCCUAUUCUCAUGCAAUUGUUGACCGGAGACGGAGAGCAGCCUUUGGUUCAGGUUUUACUCUCAACUUUCUGAUUCAAGUCGCCGUUCAUCACAAAAAAAGUUCAGGCUAAACUGGGAGAUAUUCUCGAGCUUCACUGGGAAAUCAUGGCGAUGGACGACGAGCUAGACUUCUUCGUGAAGCAGUGUUACGCCGAACCGGGAGUCGGAUCUAACAAAAAGGCGUCUGGCGCUGAGAAACUGCAGCUCAUCGACGGAGGGUAAAGCAUUCUUAGAGAUGAAGAAAGUCUAUUGAAAAAUUCAGAUGUCCUACUCCGGCGGUGGCGCAGAAACUGAUUCCUGGCCCCGUGGAGGUGCAGUCGUCGAAGGUGAAGAUUGCCCGAAUGCAAGCCUUCCGUUUCGACUCUUCUUCGUCCAUCAGAAUAACUUGCGAAGUGGAAAUCUGCAAGGGAACUUGCUCAGCUGUCGAGUGUGCCCUCACGACUGGCCAGAAGCAAUCCUGGGGUCGCAAGAAGCGCGAAACCGACAAUUCCGUCGACGAAUGUUUGUCUUUUUCUCCUAAGCAGAGUAAAAAAGGAAGUCACGGAAGGCCUUCUUUUACAGCCUAGAGUUUUGCAAGGAGGCUUGCCCCGUCACAGCCACAAGACUUCUUGAAGACAAGAAAAGACUAGAGUCAGAAAGUACUAGCUAGUGAAAAUUCAGCUUGACGUAGAAUCAAUUUUAACAGUAUUCCUUCCAGUAACUGUGAUAAUUUCAAAAAAAACAGAUUGGACCAGUUGUUGAUCCAUUGACCCCUAAAAUGGCCACUAAAAUUUUAAGUGGUCUAGUAAGUAGCACUUAGACCUCUAUAGAGGUCACUAAUUUUUAAUCCCUUAAGUGGUCACUGAUUUGACUACUAUAAUGGCCACUAAAAAUUUUCCCAGUAAGUAAUAAUUUUCUUGCAAGAGCAUGCUUUCAAAGUGAUAAUUAGUUAAUGACGGGAAACAAUAUUCAAAAAAAAAUAUAUGAAUCCUUGAAAAAAUAGUAUAGCUGAUUCACGGCUGGCUUGAGCCAUCGAAAAAAGGGUCCUGUCACUAUAGGAAAAUAGAUAGUGCCUGAUUGAUGGAGAGUGCAGACAGGCUACGCCUUUUUGCGCCAAUAUAGCCGUGAAUCGACUACAUGUUUGAUAUGGGUUAUAACUGUCGCUGUAAAGAAAUAUGUUGCGAAAUAAGAGAACGUUAACAGAUGAGACGACGCACUACAAGGUUCCACGACUGUCCCACACGACGACCUCCAUCGUGAUCAUCGACCCGCUGCAGCAGGUCAACGAGCCGGUCGCCCUCUCGCGAUCGUCGUCUCUCGACUUCCUGCGCGAAGAAGCCGAGGAAGUCUCCGUGGCUGUCAGUUUUUUUUUUUUAGUUUUCUGUUCACUAGUUUUGGCGCAAAUAUACUUUUUUUUAAUCUUUGCUCGAAGCAAGCCGUUAUCGAUGAUUCAAUCAAAACGUUUCUCAUUGUUUCAAAUAUUGAAAAAAAGCAGAACAAAAAAUUUUUGACAAAGCAUUUCUUACAAAUAACAUCUUCCAUGGCGCAAAGAUCGAUUUUUUUCUCAAAAAUUUCCAUGUUUAUGUGCGAUUUCUUAUGAAUCAUUGGAAGCGCUAGAAAAUGCUCUAAAAAUAGUAUUUUUUUUAAACCUUCUAAUUUAGAAGUUCUAACCCUGAAGAAUCAAAAACUCAAAAAAAAAAAUUGAAGGGUCCUCGCUGAAAAAACCUCGAUUUUCAGCGGCUGCAUUUUAAAAAAGAAAAAUUAAAGCUGAAAUAUGAUGGAUUUCCUUUCAGGAACCCGGAUCACUGUGCUUGGCAAAAACGACGCUGGUGGCUGUGUUCGGAACGCUUUUCGUUCUGAUCGCCAUCCAGACCGUCGUCGUCGGCCACUACGUCUUCCGACGUGUGAACAGCAAGGACGGCAAGAUCUCCAGUUGA
Molecule: messenger RNA, 9159 nt
Organism: Caenorhabditis auriculariae
Lineage: Eukaryota; Metazoa; Nematoda; Chromadorea; Rhabditida; Rhabditidae
Source: the annotation of a GenBank genome assembly